AUGAUUCAGGAAACUGGCAAGACGAUUGCCGAUUCAAUUUCCGAAGUGAGAGAGGCAGUGGACUUCUGUCGAUUCUAUGCAAACGAAGCCAUUCGGCUGGAAUGUUUGCCCGAUCACUGUGCCCGUGGAGUCAUUGCCUGCAUCUCGCCUUGGAAUUUCCCACUCGCAAUUUUUACCGGUCAGAUUACCGCCUCACUUGCAGCUGGAAAUUCGGUGAUUGGAAAACCUGCUGAGCAGUCGUCGCUGACCGGUGCAAGAGCGGUAGAGCUCAUGCACCAAGUCGGUAUUCCGAAAGAUGUUGUGCAGUUUCUUCCUGGCUACGGCGAAACCGUCGGAGCGAUGCUUUCAGCGGACGAACGCAUUUCCGGAAUCUGUUUCACAGGCUCUACCGAUGCGGCUAUAGCCAUCUACCGAUCAAUGGCGAAAUCAUGCGAUAUAGAGGCGCCUCUCAUUGCUGAAACAGGAGGGCUGAACGCAAUGAUCGUGGACUCUACUGCAUUGCCGGAGCAGGCUGUCAAAGAUAUUAUCGCAUCGGCAUUUCAGAGCGCAGGACAAAGGUGUUCUGCAUUGCGUAUUCUGUAUGUACAGAACGAAAUGGAAUCGCGGCUGCUCAAAAUGCUUUUUGGUGCCAUAGAACAAUUGAGAGUAGGUGACCCAUGGGAUAUUUCAACUGAUGUCGGACCGAUCAUUGACGAACACGCACAAAGCGACCUGCUGGACUAUUGCAACAGGAUGGAAAGCGAAAACCGCCUGCUAUAUCAGCGAGAACUUUCUGCUCAUCUUGACGGCUAUUUUGUGCCUCCGAGUGUAUUUCGCGUGUCAGGAAUUGAGGAACUGGAGCGUGAGAUUUCGGACCCAUUUUGCAUGUAG
Messenger RNA from Geodia barretti, 870 nucleotides. Lineage: Eukaryota; Metazoa; Porifera; Demospongiae; Tetractinellida; Geodiidae. The record is from the annotation of a GenBank genome assembly.